AUGGAGGAAAAGUCUAGGGAAUUCAAUUCGAAUUCCACCAAAUCCUUAGCUAUAACCAUGAACUUCCUCAGAGAAACACUUUCCCCUCUCUCAUCAGACCCUCUCUUCUCAACCAUUAUCACUCUAUAUACUCUAAUUCUCCUCUACUUCCCUACCCUUUUCUUAAGAAUCAUUUUCUCUCCUGUUUUUAUUUCCACCGGAAUUCUUUUCCUCACUGUUCUGAGACUCGGCGCAAUUCAAAGAACAGAAAAGGAAAAGGAUAAGGAAAAGGAAAAGGAAAAGGAAAAGGAAAAGGAAAAGGAAAAGGGAUACGAUUUCCUCCAACUACCGCCACAACCAACCGACGAUUCUCUCAAUGAAGAUCACAAAUGGGUCUCGUGCAAAACCAAUCCAGAGCCCGAAAUUGAAAAGGGUUUGUGUCUGGAUUUCGAUCCGUGCCAUUUUUACGUUGAUUCCUUCAUUGAAUGGAACGUGAGAGCACCAUUGGAGGUGAUAUACGAAGAAUGCGAAGGCGAAGAAGACGAAAACGACGAAUCCUCCGGCGAAAAGAGAGAGACCCAGUUAAUGGGUGUCGAAAAAUAUGCAUCGUUGUCUCUGUAUUACCCUGAAACUGACUCUGACAGCUCGACUGAAGUGGAUUUCCCGAUGGACGGAGAUUGGGACUCGCCGGCGAACAUGUGUUUCAGUUGGGCCGAAGAGGACAGAGAAGGGUUGAUAGAGAUUGCAUUGGACGGAAAGAAAGAGACUGAAGCGUUUUUCCAUGCCGAAGAAGAGAAUUUAAUUGAGAUUGAUAUUUCUCCGGCGACUAGUAAUGAGUUUUCCGGUGAGAAACGGUGA
This is a messenger RNA of Ilex paraguariensis (yerba mate), 837 nucleotides long. NCBI's taxonomy places the organism in Eukaryota, Viridiplantae, Streptophyta, Magnoliopsida, Aquifoliales, Aquifoliaceae. The record is from the annotation of a GenBank genome assembly.